UUCGAGCCGUACAGCCUGAUCGACACGGACGAAACCGCCGUCAACGCCGUCCGCCUCUACUGCAGCACGCUCGACCACAUCCUCACGGGAUACAUCCAGUCUGUCGAGGGAAAGCACAUGGGACUGCUCGGUAAUGUCUAAGGGAUAUUUGU
This is a messenger RNA of Penaeus vannamei (Pacific white shrimp), 152 nucleotides long. The record is from RefSeq and is a predicted model, not a curated record. NCBI's taxonomy places the organism in Eukaryota, Metazoa, Arthropoda, Malacostraca, Decapoda, Penaeidae.